AAAGAGGGAAAGGGGUGGUUCAUUUUAGAUCACCAGGAGGAGGCAAAGGAAGACAUAAUGGCGAUAGCGUAUUAGGCUUUUGCCAAAAAGUCAGCUUUAUCUCAUUUUUCAUUUAAUGAUCUGCUGGGGUUUAUAGACUUUUAAAGCUGAGAGAGAUAAUUGAGCUUUUCCCAGUGCAGCUACAUUGAAUGUCACGCGGUUUCGAGAGAGAGGUAUCUAUGAGGUGAAUAAUUUUGGUCCUUACUCCUUCAGUUAAUGCUCUUGCUGUCAACUUUUGACUUGGCUACCUGGUUUACUAGUUUAAGUCAGCUUCUCAUCACACCCCACACCAUACAUAUCCUUACCCCUUUCAUUUUUAGCUAUAAAUGUGCAUCAAGCAAAGGUUAGGCUUGGACACAUGCAUUAGAACCCUAUCAAGUAAAGAGGGUUAGAGAAAUAAAAAGAGAAAGCCGACAGCACAUAGAUAGAGAGAGGAAAACGACUUAAUAUUCUUUUUCCUUGAGACCUGAAGGGGCUAAGGAAAAUUAGAAGGACACACAAGUAUAAAGGCGGUGAAAUAAAAGAGAAAGACAAGAAGACGACAUGGGAAGACCACCUUGUUGUGACAAAGAAGGGGUCAAGAAAGGGCCUUGGACUCCUGAAGAAGACAUCAUAUUGGUGUCUUAUAUUCAGGAACAUGGUCCUGGAAAUUGGAGGGCAGUUCCUGCCAAAACAGGGUUGUCAAGAUGCAGCAAGAGUUGCAGACUUAGAUGGACUAAUUACCUGAGGCCAGGAAUCAAACGGGGCAACUUCACAGAACAAGAGGAGAAGAUGAUAAUCCAUCUUCAAGAUCUUUUAGGAAACAGAUGGGCUGCAAUAGCUUCAUACCUUCCACAGAGAACAGACAAUGACAUAAAGAACUAUUGGAACACCCAUUUGAGAAAGAAGCUGAAGAAGAUGCAAGUAGGUUGUGAAGGUGGUAGCUUUGGAGAAGGGUUUUCAGCCUCAAGGCAAAUCCCUAGAGGCCAGUGGGAAAGAAGGCUCCAAACUGAUAUCCAAAUGGCAAAGAGAGCCCUCAGUGAAGCUCUUUCACCAGAGAAGCCAUCUUGUAAUUUAUCUGCCUCAAACUCAAACCCUUCAGAUAGUAGCAGCUCCUUCUCUUCCACAAAACCAACAACAACACAAACUGUGUGCUAUGCCUCAAGUGCUGACAACAUAGCUAGAAUGCUAAAGGGUUGGAUGAAAAACCCACCAAAGUCCUCAAGAACAAACUCAUCAUCUGUGACUCAGAACUCCUUCAACAACUUUGCUGCAGCAGGUGCUGAUACUGCUUCUAGUAUUGGAGCAAAGGGACCACCAAGCAGUGCUGAAUUGUCUGAAAACAAUUUUGAAUCAUUGUUUGAUUUUGAUCAGUCUUUUGAGUCUUCAAACUCUGAUGAAUUCUCUCGGUCAUUGUCUCCUGAGGCCACUGUUUUGCAAGAUGAAAGCAAGCCUGAUGUUAUUGGUGCAGAAAUUAUGCCAUUCUCUUUGCUUGAGAAAUGGCUUCUUGAUGAGGCUGGUUGCCAAGAGAAAUUAGUUGGUUGUGGUGAUGAUGCCAAGUUUUUCUAAGUUGGGUUCAUUUUGUGACAUAUAUGAGACUGUGGAAUUUUUUAUUUUAUUUCAUAAGUUAUAGGUAGGGCCUCAUCAAUUAAUCUUCGCUUUGGCCUUAGAGAGAGAAGUUUUUCAAGCCUUUGGUGCUAGACGUGUAUAUGUUAAUAACUAUUGAAAUUAUGAUUAUUGUUAUCAUACUGUGUUAGAUGCCACACUGGAAAACUUGCUUCUCUUAUGUAAAGUUGAUCUUGCGAUGAGAUCUUGCCUUUUGAAUUAA
Messenger RNA from Glycine soja, 1846 nucleotides. Its product is annotated as myb-related protein 306-like. Gene Ontology annotation, biological process: response to auxin. The record is from RefSeq and is a predicted model, not a curated record. NCBI's taxonomy places the organism in Eukaryota, Viridiplantae, Streptophyta, Magnoliopsida, Fabales, Fabaceae. The transcript has 3 exons. The coding region runs from base 583 to 1587 and encodes 334 amino acids.